Molecule: messenger RNA, 1939 nt
Organism: Chaetomium fimeti
Lineage: Eukaryota; Fungi; Ascomycota; Sordariomycetes; Sordariales; Chaetomiaceae
Exons: 8
Coding region: 275-1732 (485 amino acids)
Source: RefSeq, a predicted model, not a curated record
GAGGGAGAGGAAACUGGCCCGCCUGCAGGGCAACACGCGAAUGAGCCCUGCUAAUGCGAAGGACGUGUGUUGAGCGCGGGUCAGCCCCACCCCAUACAAGUGCCUGGACAGCAAAGCCGAGGCCCGCCCCCCCUUGAAUAGUAUUUACGGUUGAGUGCUGGCUGGCAUUCAUCAAUCUCACCGUCUCCUAAGUCAAAGCUGAGAAUUGGAAAUCGGAGGAGAUUUUACCAACCACAGUGGCACGUCCUUACAGGUACCUACUUAUCAACUCACAAUGGCUGCUGCCGCUUGGCUCUUUGGGGCACUUCUCCUGACGGCAUCUGGCCCUCGCUCUGUUUCGGCUCUGAGUUUUGUCUCACCCAACGGGUCUUACGCUGGCCAGAUCGACACGCCGCCGAAUUUGUCCCCGUCAUGCGCUGCAACGUUCAGUGAGGCCGUGGUAUGCGACCCGAUCCUGUGGCAGGUCGCGCAAAAUGCGCUGCCGAGCCCCGACACCAUAGAUUUGAUGUGCACUACUCCCUCAUGUGCCUCGAGUCUGGAGGCGCUGCGAGAGCUUCAGAUUGCCCAGUGCGCCGACACAGACAAUAUCACGGUUGGGUACUAUGUCUUUCCGGCCACAUACGUGGUCGACCUGCUGCUGGACACGUACAAGUGGGCGUGCCUGACAGAUACGGCGGGUGACCACUGUCUCGCUCUCCUUAUGAUGGAACAAGCAAACGCAUCCAACGACGAGCCGCCGUUGGAUUUGUGCCCAUCAGCCUGCACCUUCCGAAUGCUGCAGGCACGUUUAAACUCGCCGCUGGGCUAUUAUGAUGGUCUCGCGUCUCACUAUUCUUCCCUGACUUCUUCGUGCCAAGUCACAUCGUAUCCAGUGACUUCACCGGCCAGGUACCGCUUGGGCACCACCACAAUCCCGCUCCCGACCCUGACUGAUAGGAUCCCUAUCCCUUCCUACACCUGCGAGGCACAAUAUACGAUCAAGAAAUCAGACAAUUGCCGUUCCAUCAGCAGGGCCAAGCAGGUGUCUACAUUCUCCCUGCUCUACUCGAACAAGCUCCCAAUGUUUUGUGCCCGUUUCCCUGCGGCGGGGACCGAGAUUUGCAUCCCGCAGCAGUGCAACACAUACAAGGUUAUGCCGAUAGACACGUGCCAAAGGGUGGCUAAGUCUCACGGCUUGACAGUCCGCGAACUCAUUGAACUGAACCCAAACCUAAAGUCUCAUUGCGGAAAUCUACGUUCCUUCACCGGUCAUAUGAUCUGCCUGAGUCCGCCCGGCGUUGUAUCGACGACGGCGAGGCCACAACCAACCACGACAUCGCACUUCACCAACCCCUGCCUCAGCCCGGGCGCCCCCAGCACCUGCUUCACGACCUCGUGGGAAACACCGGAGAGCGACAUUCCGUGGCCCACGGACACCUACACGGGCAGCCCUUCGGCAACGACGACCGAGCCCGCGUUCCCGGAGUGGACAGACCCGGCCUCGCUGCCUCGGGCCCCGGGUACGAGGGAGAACUGCACCCGCUACGACAUUUAUGACGACUUUUACGACGUCCAUGAUUUGCAGACCCGCUUCGGGAGCGCAAACGCUUGCUGGUGGAAAGCAAACUUUUGGGGCGCUACUCACGAACAGCUGAUGGAAUGGAAUCCGUCGCUCUCCUACGACGUGGCGGAUCGGUCGACAUGGAACUCGUGUCAGUUCAAGGAGGGAUAUUCUUACUGUGUCGAGGCGUAGAGUGAAGAAGUUAGAAAACCCCUGCUUAGGUACAGACAACCCCGAUAUUUGAGCACUUGGAUCGCCAAAUCGGGAAUCAACAACCCCCAUAUCAUUAUCACUAUUCCCUACUUUUCAGUAUGCAACUACUACUAUCACGGGAAUGCCCAUUUUCCGAAUCACCCACCUGGUUGGUUUCCAUGGUUCCUUGCUAGAGCUUGUCCACCG